CAGAAGUUUGAAUCGGACUCGGGGGCUUUCUGCAGCCGGCGGGGCAGCAAGGCGGACACAGCCUCCGAGAGCGCAAGCAGCAACCCACAACCCAGCCCGCCAGCCAGCCUGGAGCCCGGCCUGCCCACGGUCGCGAGUCCGCCAUCCCCAGCGCCCCCGCGCGCCCCGCAGCCUCCCGCCCGGGGAGCCGAAGCCCCGCACUGUGCCCCGCCGCGCCAGCAUGUCCUCGACAGAGAGCCCCAGCCGCACGUCGGACAAGUCUCCGCGCCCGCAGGUGGACCGCCUGCUCGUGGGGCUGCGCUGGCGGCGCCUGGAGGAGCCGCUGGGCUUCAUCAAAGUUCUCCAGUGGCUCUUUGCUAUUUUCGCCUUCGGGUCCUGCGGCUCUUACAGCGGGGAGACGGGAGCCAUGGUUCGCUGCAACAACGAAGCCAAGGAUGUGAGCUCCAUCAUUGUUUUGUUCGGCUAUCCCUUCAGGUUGCACCGGGUCCAGUAUGAGAUGCCUCUCUGUGAUGAUGACUCCACCUCCAAAACCAUGCACCUCAUGGGAGACUUCUCUGCCCCCGCCGAGUUUUUUGUGACCCUUGGCAUCUUUUCCUUCUUCUACACAAUGGCUGCCCUGGUCCUCUACUUGCGCUUCCACAACCUCUACACAGAGAACAAACGCUUCCCACUGGUGGAUUUCUGUGUGACUGUCUCCUUCACCUUCUUCUGGCUGGUUGCUGCAGCUGCCUGGGGCAAGGGCUUGACUGAUGUCAAAGGGGCCACGCGGCCUUCCAGCCUGACCGCAGCCAUGUCCGUGUGCCACGGAGAGGAUGCAGUGUGCAGUGCGGGGGCCACACCCUCGAUGGGGCUAGCUAACAUCUCUGUGCUCUUCGGCUUUAUCAACUUCUUCCUGUGGGCUGGAAACUGUUGGUUUGUGUUCAAAGAGACACCGUGGUACGGACAGGGCCAGGACCAGGGCCAGGGCCCCAGCCAGGAGAGUGCUGCAGAACAGGGGGCAGUGGAGAAGCAGUAAGCAGCUGGCUACUCCCGAACUGGACAGCACCUCUUCAUCUCCUCCGGCUUCCACAGGACCUUCCUCCUCCUCCAACUCCUUUCCCCCCAUCAUUUUGGGCUUUGAGACUUGAGACAAUGGAUGAAUGGGUAGGCAGGCAUCAGUUAUUGGUUACCUGGGCAGCCCUCCACUGGCUCCCUCAUCCCUCAUCCUGCUGGAACUGCACAUGGCAGGAACUCAGUCCUUCUUGUCUACCUGCCUGGCUCAGGCAUCCUACUGGGCUUUAAUUUGUGCCCUCAAGCCUCCGAGAGAGAGCCUGUGCUUGCUGCAGGUAAGGAAAAGAAACUAGAGUCCUGAUACUGGUCUCUAAAAGAUGCUCUCUGUUAUCAUUUGUCUAGUCUCAGUGCAGUGAGGAGGGGGGAAGUCACCUGGCAGCCUUGCCCUGAUUCUUGUCUGGAGAUCCCAGCAGUGGUUUGAUGACAUCCCUUCAAUGUUGUCAUCUAGUCUUUAUCUUAUCUCUAGCCCUGCCCCCGCCCAGCCCCAAGUGCUCCCCAGUCUCCUCUCUGGCCUCUGUCCAUAGCUCCCACCAUGUGUGAAACAGGGAGACCCAUUACCCUAUCCAAGGGCCCUCUAAGGGUCCACACGAGGCCUGGACUCAGUGGGAGCAGAUAGAGGUGCCGUUGCACCGCAGCUUCGAGGAAGAAAGGGGAGUUGCUGACGGAAUACACUUUCUGUCCCCUCAGUUCUCCCUCAGUUGGAACGCUGUCAUCUGCUCCCCAAAUUCCACUUGCUCAUGAAACCCCUAACUUCCUCGUCCUUUGUGGGUUUGGUUUUGUCUCACCCUUAGGAAACAAGAUGAGAAGGCUCGGAAUAUUUCCACUUCCUUCUCCCACCCCACCCCACCUGUCAGUCCAUCUCCCUUCCCUGACCUUUUGGAGAUAAGGCAUUUAAGAUCUUUUUCUUUUUUUUUUUUAAAGUCUGUCCAGGCCUUCUUUCAUUCCUGCGGGCUGUGGGCAGGCCGAAAGGACCACCAUGAGGCUAAGGUGCCCAGCAGUCCCAGGACAUGGAUAGAUGGGCCCGCUUGUCCCUUACCGUCUGCUCAUUUUCUCAAGCCAGCACCUUUUCUAGAUCUUUUAUACCUCUCCUUCCUCACCUUUGCACAGAGGUGUUCUCCUCAUCCUCGAAGUCCUCCCUCACUUCCGUAUGGUAGCGGACUCUACCCCUUCCCCAGUCCCGGGCAGCCCGAUGAUAUUGGUGCUUCUUCACUUCGGGACCCAGUUCCAUAUUUGUCUUUGGUGUGUCUCCCUUUCCCUACACUCCCAUCCCUCCUCAGGUCCCAAGGUCUGAGGGUACCAAUUGAGGAAAUACCAUCAGCCCCCUACCCAGGUCAAAACCCCUUGGUCUACCCUGGCAGUAGGGCUGCUCAGGGAAAGAUGAAGAAGGAAGAAUCCAGCCAUUUACCAAUUUAGUGCCAAUUGACCCACCUAGUAUACUAAAGAUGAAUGUGUCCUGUGCUAACCUGUCCUUAAGACAGGGUCAACCCUCUCCAACCUCCUCACCUUCCCCAAUGCUACCCACAUCAGGUUGUGUAUUACUUGGGUCCCCAGGGCUUAGAACCUUAAACUUGGGGCCAUCCAUUUCUUCUUUGGGUUAUAAUCCCCCACUUGACGGGGGAGAGGGGUAAUGAUAUUUACACACAUCUAGAUGUUUCCAAGCCCUUCAGUAAAAGAAUUUGGAAUUUUUGUCUUCGGUUUUAGAUUUUACGGAAAGAGUUUAAGAAGGGCAAAAGUUGAUGCGGGUGAGAAUGUUCCUAAAUCUGAAACUCUCUAUCCUAAGUUGUUCCCGUGGUUAAUUAAGGACAAGGGGGACAGUUGUCCCUACAGCUCUAGAGACACAAAGAACAAAGGGGUGACCUUUAUUUUUCUUCAAGCAAGUCCCCGUGGGGAUGCGUGAGCAGCUUCUACUCAAACUGUGUUUGGGUUCUGGGUCUAUAUUUAUAAUUUAUUUGAAAUGUGAUGGAUAAAGUGUCCUCAAUGGGGCCUAGGUUAGCAACUGGCCUAUCAGCUGCUCUAGCAAGGGAGCUGUCCAUGCCCACUGAGCCCUCUCAGCCCAGAGCUCUCUCUAGGGCCCAGAAGGCUCUUCCUCACCAAGAGCCUGGCUGGUUCUUGGCCACCUUAAGAGGGAAGACCAGUUCAACUUAUUACCUCCAGGGGGCGGAGCAGGGGUAAGUGCCAAGGGUAAGGCUGUCCUCACAGGACUCAGGUCCUCUCCAACCAGAGCUGGCACCACCACUUUGCCUAGUCAGGCCUGAAGUAGAAGGUGUCUGGUUUCUCUAACUGUUACAGGAGGCCAACAAGCAGGGCAUUUGCCCUUUGCCCUGAUAGACUCUGACCAUGUGGAGGUGCCCAGCCAGGCCCUUUCUUAGACAUUAGUUCCCUUUAACAUCUUGACCAUGGGUCUCCUAAUGCUGCGACUGCAGAUCAAGUAUGAGGGGGAGAAUGUUGCAUGUUGUUUUCUGGUGCUUGUUAUUACACAUUUGAAUAAACAGUGCUGCGAACAUUUGCCACUAAGAAGCCAAGACAGGAGGCUCUCUGGGGAUUUCUUUCCUGUCCUCUCCCCUUGUUCUGUGUUCUUGGGCGAAUAUCAGCGUUUCUACCAAGACAUUACUCGACUCUUCUCUACUCCGCACCCUAGGUGAUAGUCUGCUGGCUGAGCAAUUGUUCUUGGCAAGGCCCAGUCUGGUGACAUCGACUCUUUUGGUGGCACCCAAUUAGUCCAAAGAAACUGAGACUCAUUAGCAAAUUUGGACCAAGCUCAAAAGGCAAAAGAUAGUCGCUUCCACAGUGCUGUCUCCAUUUGCUCUCCUACCAUCUGUGACCCAAAGGAGGAGUCGGGGGCCAUAUGCUCCCCUCUCUACUAUGAGGUUCAUACCGCACAAGCUUGCACCUCCAUCUCCCUCAGACAGACAACCGUGUGCCACAUUUACAUUCCCUAGAGAAAUGUGCUUGGACACAGUUUUACAUUUAAUCUCAUCAGA
Myodes glareolus (Bank vole) is the source of this 4031-nucleotide messenger RNA. RefSeq names its product synaptophysin like 2 (gene Sypl2). The record is from RefSeq and is a predicted model, not a curated record. Gene Ontology annotation, cellular component: synaptic vesicle membrane; synaptic vesicle. Lineage: Eukaryota; Metazoa; Chordata; Mammalia; Rodentia; Cricetidae.